AUGCGUGCCUCGUUCCUCCUCCCUGCAGCCCUCUACGCCCUGGCCGCCCAUGCCGACGACAAAACCACUACAAUCGGCUACUUCGUCCCCAACUGGUCUGCCACCUUGUUAAGCUACGGCGGCUGGACCAGCACCGGCGCCAGCAUCGCAGGAAUCAACGCCGCCGCAACAACCUACAACGUGGGCUGUCUGAAAGACGCCCCCAAGACAGACUGCAACAUCAAGAACUCCUGGACGAUCAUCCAGGGCCCCGAGACCGUCAGCGUGACAGGCGUGUACACCGCCUCGACCUCAGGCAAGGAAACGAGCUACGAUAUCACCGUCACGCAGUCCUACGAGUGCAAGAUUCGGUCCCGCACUGAGUCUGCCAGUUGCACCAUGAGCAUUGGGAUGACAGGCUCGGCGGGUGGUGCUACGGUUGGGUCGUCGACGUCAAGUAGUGCGACGUAUUCGCCGGCGACGAGCUCGUACUAUGAGUUGGUUGUUACGGCGGGAGUGGACAAGUUUACUGCCCCUGAGGCGACGAAGACGCCUGGUGUUGCUGCUGCUGGGCCUGCGGGGGCGUUGAUCACGGCUGCGCCUGUUGUUGCGGCUGCGGUUGCUGCUCUUCUUUGA
Aspergillus lentulus is the source of this 615-nucleotide messenger RNA. RefSeq lists its product as uncharacterized. The record is from RefSeq and is a predicted model, not a curated record. NCBI's taxonomy places the organism in Eukaryota, Fungi, Ascomycota, Eurotiomycetes, Eurotiales, Aspergillaceae.